Messenger RNA from Postia placenta MAD-698-R-SB12, 2786 nucleotides. RefSeq lists its product as hypothetical. The record is from RefSeq and is a predicted model, not a curated record. The transcript is spliced from 9 exons. Gene Ontology annotation, cellular component: nucleus. The coding region runs from base 1 to 2589 and encodes 862 amino acids. NCBI's taxonomy places the organism in Eukaryota, Fungi, Basidiomycota, Agaricomycetes, Polyporales, Adustoporiaceae. Gene Ontology annotation, molecular function: RNA polymerase II CTD heptapeptide repeat phosphatase activity.
AUGUCUACCUCGACAGAACUGUAUUUGCCUCCCGAGCUACCAUAUCCCAUCAAGAUUGCUGCUCAUGCCGUCCGCAUUUCCGACAACGUGGAUCGCGGCACACGCCUCCUCAGCUAUUCGUACGUCCAUACUAGUCCUGCCGAGUCGGAACCCGAAACCCGGUUCGGAACGUGGGACUCGACCAUCGAGGGGACCGUCGACAGGUGGGGCUUCAGGCAAGGCGAGACCGUGUCCGCUCGUAAGGCGAGGGACGCCGCCGCCAUCUACAUCAUCGAGCCCUGCAAGCAUGGCGUUCAGCUCGGCGGGCUGUGCUGCUUGUGCGGCAAGGACAUGACAGAUUCUGACUACACGGGGUUCUCGAAUACAUCCCGUGCGUCGAUACAGAUGACCCACCUGGCCAACGGCCCACUGGUUUCCUUAGAAGAGGCGCAGCGCAUUGAACGCGAGACAGCUCAGCAUCUAGUCUCACAGCGUAAACUGUCCUUGAUUGUCGACCUUGAUCAGACCAUCGUCCACGCCACAGUCGACCCUACGGUCGAGGAGUGGAUAACAGAGGGAGAAGCCUGGGAGGAGCGGCAGGCAAAGAAAUCUGAGUCAGCACAGAACAAGGAAGACUCGGAUGGCACGGUCUCUGAUGCAGACGACGAAGUGAAUCCCAAUUGGGAAGCCCUCAAGGACGUCAAGAAGUUCCGGCUUGGUCCUGAGGCUCUAGGUCAACCUAGCUUUCGCGGCCCAAGGAGCAAGGGAAAGGAGAAGGCAAUUGAUAAUGAGGGGUGCAUGUACUACAUCAAGCCUCGACCCGGCUGGAAAGAAUUCCUGGAGGCUAUGUCUGCCAAGUACGAGAUGCAUGUAUAUACGAUGGGUACACGCGCAUAUGCAGAGGAAGUGUGCGCCGCCAUCGACCCCGAGGGCAAAUACUUUGGGGGACGGUUGCUCAGUCGCGACGAGAGCGGCAGUCUCACGCAGAAGAGCCUGCAGCGGUUAUUUCCCACCGAUCAGUCGAUGGUUGUCAUAAUCGAUGAUCGUGCUGAUGUCUGGGAAUGGAGCCCGAAUCUCGUCAAGGUCAUCCCAUACGAUUUCUUCGUCGGAAUUGGUGACAUCAACUCGGCGUUCCUGCCCAAGCUGAACCCAAUGGCACCCGCUGUUCCUCCAACACCUCCGCCGACGAGUCCAGACGCCGCAAGCGGCAGCUCACCAUCAAGUGAAGCCGCGAAAGACUCGACACCUACCUCACCUCCCACAACCCCGUCGUCUCCUUCGUCCACAACUACUGCCCCCGCCGAGUCAUCCUCAGCUGAGGAACUCUCAAAAAGCGAGAUCCUCAAGCAGAACACGAUGGCCCUGGAGGCUCAGGUCGAGGAACGUCCACUCGCCAAGAAGCAAGAGGCACUGCGGGAGGCGUCCACUGAAGGUCAGGCGAACGGUCAAAUAACCCUGGCACCUGCGAACGGAUCGACUCCCGCGAGCAGUGACGAUAAAACCGUGCGGAAAGCUUUGCUAAAAAACGACGACGCAGAACUGCAGCGGGUGCAGAAGAUCCUAGAGGAGAUUCAUUUACGCUUCUAUGAUGAAUACGACGCUCGCACGCCAGAUGGAGAGCAAGGGAGCAAGAAGGGCAAGAGGCGAACACACCUUGUUUCUUAUGACGUCAGAUCGAUUAUCCCACGAAUACGCAUGGAUACCUUGGAGGGUGUCCAUAUUUUAUUCUCUAGUGUAAUACCCCUCGAUACCCGACCUGAGGCUACUGAGAUUUGGAGGACAGCGCAUCAUUUCGGCGCCAAGUGCUACAUGGAGCUGUCGAGGCGAAUAACGCACGUCGUCGCUGCCAAGCGUGGCACACAGAAAGUUGACGCUGCGAGACGCAUGGGCGGCAUUAAGGUCGUCUGGGUCUCGUGGUUCACCGAUUCGAUAGCAUUAUGGCAGCGGCAGAACGAGACGCCAUACCUGAUGGACCCGGACCCCCCGCCCCAAGCGAGCGCUGCGAGUCCCCCUUCGGAUUCUCAUCAGAUUUCUUCUGAUCCCGAGCCAGACGCAGAUGACUGGGACGUGGAGCGGGCUGCCCCAGGCAAGGAGGGCCUUGAACUCGACGAGGUGGACUGGGACGAGAUCAAUGACGAGGUCGAAGCGGCUAUGAAUGAGAGCGAUGACGAUGGAGCGAGUGAGAGGAGUGGUAUGCGGAGUGAGAACGUGUCCGACGAUGAAAACGAAUGGACGGACGAGUCGAACAGCAUCAUCAGCACAACCUCGUCUCCAAGAUUGAAGCGGAAACGGUUACGAAGCAUCACACCUUCAGAUAUUGGGUUGAACGGGGAGGUCGAUCCUGAUAUUCUUCGUUCUCGCCUCGCGAAGCGUAAGAAGAUCGCCGCUGAUCGUUCAGGGACCUCCAAGUUGAAGGAGGCUAUCACCGCCGCCGACCUGGUCAGCCGUGAGCCGACAGACGACGAAGGUGCUCCUAGCAAAGUAUCAACGCCGGCUAGAUUAGAGGAAGACGAUGAGAUUACUUCUGAUGAGUCCGACGACGGGGACGAUGCUGGUAUGGAGGAUGACGACGACUUCCUUACGCGCGAGCUAGGGGAAGAUUGGGGAUAACAAUCUGCUUUCUGCUUUUAUUGCCACGAACAGUAACUUUCAUCGCUGCGUCUUUCGAUCUUCACUGCGCAUCUGCAUAUCUGCCUGUUCUGUGUGUAGCUGAUUGUUACCCUAGCUCUCGACUAAACAAACCUUCAGCAUGUAGCGAUUUAGUGUAUAUUAUGUAUAUCUGCAACAUAGAACAUCCUCCUCGUCUC